Condylura cristata (star-nosed mole) is the source of this 687-nucleotide messenger RNA. Its product is annotated as FXYD domain-containing ion transport regulator 6. Gene Ontology annotation, cellular component: membrane. NCBI's taxonomy places the organism in Eukaryota, Metazoa, Chordata, Mammalia, Eulipotyphla, Talpidae. Gene Ontology annotation, biological process: regulation of sodium ion transmembrane transporter activity; monoatomic ion transport. Gene Ontology annotation, molecular function: sodium channel regulator activity. The coding region runs from base 92 to 523 and encodes 143 amino acids. The record is from RefSeq and is a predicted model, not a curated record. The transcript is spliced from 12 exons.
UGCCCCCCGCCCCGCCACUCCCCGGCUCCUCGGGACUCCGCUCGUCCUCCUGGGAUCGUCUCCGCCGAGGGGGCCGCGCUUUGCCGACGCCAUGGAGGUGGUGCUGAUGGUUCUGUGCAGCUUGCUGGCCCCAGUGGUCCUGGUCGGUGCAGCUGAGCAGGAGAAAGAAAAGGACCCAUUUCAUUAUGACUACCAGACCCUGAGAAUCGGGGGAUUGGUGUUUGCUGUGGUCCUCUUCUUGGUGGGGAUCCUCCUUAUCCUAAGUCGAAGAUGCAAGUGCAAUUUCAAUCAGAAGCCCCGCAACGGAGCCCCAGAAAGCAGAGAACUGAGGUGCAGCCCUCAGGUGAGUGGUGGCAGCCCCAAGGGGGAUGUGGAUCCAUUCCACUAUGACUAUGACACCAUCCGCAAGGGGGGUCUGAUCUUCGCAGGCCUGGCCUUCGUCCUGGGGCUUCUCAUCAUCCUCAGCAAAAGUCUGCGCUGUGGGGGCAAGAAGCACCGGCAAGUCGAUGAGGACGAGCUGUGACAACAGAAUCCGCUGUGCCCACACCUGCACCUGGCCGGUUGGCAGAGGGAAGGGAAGCCUUCCCGGGCUGAGGCCUUGGGCCCCAGCACUCCCCGAACCCCAACUGAAGGAAGCCCCAGGUUCCAUGUGACCCCUGGGUGGGCAUGGCCCUCGCUCAUGCUAAU